AUGAAUGCAACAAAGCGCAAGUUUAAUGCUUUGCUUCAAGGUCUAAGCAGCCCUCGACCUUCUCCUUCCGAGAAAGACGCAGAAGACAAGAUGAACGCCAGCACCCGAUAUGGCACCAGCACUGCGAGCAACGAUGCGAUUCUUCAGAAGCGAAGGCGACUAGGAUUUCCCGAAUCGACUGCCCCGACUCUGCUCAGUCCAUCGCAUACUACUACUUUCUCCAACGUGGUGCUUAGAAGGUCUGGCACACAGCUAAAUAACAAAUCUACGAGCCAAGCGCCGGCGAAAUACUGUCCUGGGGAUAGGGACGAGCUGCUCAAACGGUUGGCAACGUUUCAAGAAAUCACAGCCUGGACACCCAAGCCUGACAAGGUCAACGAGAUCGAAUGGGCCAAACGAGGAUGGAUAUGUCAGGGGAGAGAGAAGGUUCGGUGUGUAUUGUGCCACAAAGAGCUUGUUGUGAAGCUCAAUCGGAAGGAAACGGAUGGAAAGGAAGUGCCAGUGUUGGUAUCAUCUGAGAUUGCCGAGGCUUUGGUUGACAAAUACUCUGAACUCAUCAUUUCCUCGCAUCAACAAGAGUGCUUGUGGCGAAAACGUGGAUGUGAUGAUACCCUUCUCCGACUCUCGUUCUCGAACACAUCAACGAUACUAGCAGCAUUGCGGCAACGAUAUGACGAGCUAUGCGCGAGAACGCCUUUCCUUCCAUACGAGUUCAACCUACGCUUACCAGACGAAGUCAAUAUCGACAAUAUUCUUUCUCAGCUCCCUGCCGACUUCUUUACCGAACCGCCGCCGACCAUCGACAAGUCUGGAGCAGUAGCUACGGAUAAACCGCCCAACCGAGCCGCAUUGGCGUUGGCAUUGAUGGGGUGGCAAGGCCUCACAAAUCCACGGAUUGGAGCAGUCCCCAACUCGGCGUCGUGCCACAGUUGCCUGAGACGGCUUGGACUCUGGAUGUUCAAGAGUAAGGAGGUCGACGAGGAUGGGCAUGUUGUAGUUCCGGCUCCUAUGGACUUCCUGGACCCGCUUCGCGAGCACCGUUUCUAUUGUCCGUGGAAAAACGCACAAGCGCAAAGUCGAGCCGGUGUUCCGCAUGGUGAGGCCAGCAUGCCAGGGUGGAAGACACUGAUUCAAACAAUAAAGAAUGAAUCAGAUUUGCGCCACGUCUACACUGGCAGGUCAAAAAGAGUAGGACAGCUUCAGGAAGGGGGGAUAGGGUCUCCAAGUCCCGUUAGGAACGCACCAGGCACGCCAGGAUCACCUAGCCCUGCCACUCCAGGAGCAAAGGUCAGCAUAGACGCGCCAUCAGUAGUAACACCGCAGGCAGGUACAGGAGAAGAUGACGAGAAAGUUCGAGAAGCAAAGGACAAGGAGCGUUGGGCGAGGUUAAGAAAAGUAAAGAGCUUAUUUGAUACCAAAGGGUCACGGAAACUUCGAAGGGAGUUGGGCCGCCCGGGGACCAGCAACUCCAACAAAUCUACGACUGGCACAUGA
Molecule: messenger RNA, 1494 nt
Organism: Pochonia chlamydosporia 170
Lineage: Eukaryota; Fungi; Ascomycota; Sordariomycetes; Hypocreales; Clavicipitaceae
Product: C3HC zinc finger protein
Exons: 3
Coding region: 1-1494 (497 amino acids)
Cellular component (GO): nucleus
Molecular function (GO): zinc ion binding
Source: RefSeq, a predicted model, not a curated record